Penicillium salamii is the source of this 3309-nucleotide messenger RNA. The record is from the annotation of a GenBank genome assembly. NCBI's taxonomy places the organism in Eukaryota, Fungi, Ascomycota, Eurotiomycetes, Eurotiales, Aspergillaceae.
AUGGACUCAUCUAGGUCACGGGAUGUUCCACGUUUCUCCAGUUUCCGACCUCCUCUCGCUACUCUGACCGCCGAAACCGACUCGGAAGAUGGAGAACACAGUCGCCAUAGCGGGCGCUCCAGAUUGCCGCGCCGACUUCGUCGUCGCCGGCAACUGAGUAAGCAACGACUUCGUGAUUCGCAGAUAGCGGCAGAAGCUCGCUUGGAGAAUAGCGCGGAACACAAGGAAGAACGCACCGAGGCAAAUGAGACGGGCGUGGAUUUCGUCUUAGACGCUCGAGGUGAUCGCGACAUUGCACGUUAUGGCUCCUCUCGAUAUCAAGUUCCCGCAUACCAUCGUGCCGGUAAUGGGUUUGUUGUUGGUGCCCCCGGCCAGCGUAUUGCUGUCGAAUCUCGGCACGAAGGGACACUUGUACUUCACGAUGCCGCGGGUCGAGCUCCAUCCAAACCUCUCUCUUCCGCCAGUUUAUCCGCCUUGACCGCGGCUUCGCCCCCCCUUGCUCCCUAUGUUCAGUCUACUGGAUCUUCCCAUCCAAUUCCUAUCACCGAGCAUCUGCAGGACUUCAUCUCAACAGAACUUCCACCACAGCCCGGUAUCCUUUCAACCAUCCCCCACCUCGAUGAUCAUAAGCCGUUGCAGAUCUUGGGCGAAUCAGAUACGGGAACCAACUCUCGAAAUUCCAGUGUCAAGCAUACCACGGAGUCUGACAUACUCCAUCGCAAUAACCAGCUAUGGAGGACCGUAAGGCACGACCACACCGACAUCAUAGCAUGGCUGCGUCUUGCCGAGCACCAAGAGAUUGUUAUCACCGGGCCGAGAUAUGAUAACCGUUCCCUCACAUACUCGGAGGCCCAACUUGUGGCCAACUCUAAGUUGUCUGUGUAUGAAAAAGCAAUAAGGAAAAACCACCACAACCCUCAGGUUGACCACCUUAUACUUGGCCGUAUGGAGCUGGGCGCAAUUCUCUGGGAUAGUGCGAAGCUCACCCAGGAAUGGGGAGAAGUACUCGCCCGUCAUCCCGAGUUUAUCAGCCUGUGGAUUGAAUAUCUCAACUACUGCCAAAGAAACCCUGCGGACUUCACUUUCGAGAAGUGCUUCAACAGUUACAUUUACUGUCUGAGUGUCAACUUCCGUGUUGGAUCUGGCUUGUACAAAAAUCAGAUCAGAUCGUACUUGUUGCUGCGUCUGACCCUGUUCUUACGAGAAUCAGGGAACACGGAGUUGGCUGUUGGCUUAUGGCAGGCAGUGCUCGAGUUCACAUGCUUCCGACCUGCUCAUAUUGAAGAUCCACAGCAGGCCCUUGAGGAAUUCGGAAAGUAUUGGACAUCUCAAACUGCGCAUAUCGGAGAUCGUGGCUGGAUUGGCUGGAAUGGAGGUGGGGGUUCUUAUCUCAACAGCAAUGCCGGCAGCAAUGAUUUCGACGUCAAUGCGGAUUUCCCGGACCUUUUCAAAACCUGGGCGCGUGCUGAGAGAGAAAGCAUGGUCAAAUGUCGAGUACCGUCCAGCAAUUUCAAUGCCACUCAAGAAGACGGGUCUCAUCGGGCUGUCCUCGACAUCGAUUUCAAGCAGGUACUCCCUUACUUCCUGGAUUUCAACGACAAUUUCCAACCCUUGGUGAAUGGUUUCUUGUACUUCUGUCAUCUUCCUUCAUUGGCAACGGAACAAAACAUACGAGACACUCGACUGUGGAGUGGGGAUAACUUCCUUCGAAAUGAAUUUAUGGACGACCCUCGGAACACGAUUGCGGAUUGGAUCAAGUUGCAGAACGAUCGCGAAACGACUGCUAUCAAACCCUUCGAUUUUCCACAUCAGAACUUCAUCCAAACUAAAGACACACUUUUCGCGGAUCCAAAGAAUUGGUUCUCUUCCCUGUCAAAGUGGGCCGAGACCACCUCUCAUGCGUCCUCGGUUGUCGAUCCCGACUUUGUCCGGCGUGUGCUCUACGGUCUAGUUGAUAACUUCGAGGACCAAGCGUUGGCUGAAUAUACCCUCGCUAUCACUUUUGCGUGCAACAAUAAUCGGGCCAAGCAAUAUGCAAAGCAUCUUUUACGCAAACGAUCAUCUGACCUGAGGCUUUACAAUGCCAUCGCACUCAUCCAUUGGCGCACCGGGGAUCACUCAUUCGCUGUUAAGGUCUGGGCAAAUGCCUUGGCGAUGUCCCAGAACUCUGACACUGAAACUCUCAACUCAUCCGCGGCGCUCUGGAGUUCUUGGAUGUGGGAAUUGCUCGAUGAUGGCCAAGACAAGCGUGUAGCCUAUCUGUUGCAGGCAAUGCCUCACGAAACAGUUGACAUUCUGUCAUAUGGCACAGCUGAUGACACAGAACUCAGCCCCGCCCAUUUCCUCAGACUCCAAAACUACUUGGUCACGGCACAGCAAAAUGCCUUCGCGCUCAAUGAUGCCCAGGCAUACUCAUCAUACACUGAUUGCCACGCCAUUGCACUCUAUCUCAACGGCCAGUCGCUUCGGUCGAUCAUUGGUAUCUACGAUGCUGCGGUCAUAUCUCUCAAUGCCCUGGAGGAAGAUGUGAAGAUCUUCACUGGUGAGCUACUUCAUCAAGCCAGGGCCCGUUUCAUCUAUUUGUGGGUGGAUAAGAAGAAAGGCCAAUUCAAGCCUUAUGAGAUUCGUGGACUGUUUCAUGAAAGCUUGCUUUGGUAUCCGCACAACACGAUGUUCCUAUCGUUGUUCAAAUGGAACGAUGCGCGAGUGAGCCCCGUCAACCGCACCCGUGACAUUCUUUCGGUUACUACCGGCAGAGCCACGAAUAGGCCCAACGUAUCGCCCCACACCCACCGGGUGCCCAUCACCACUCAUCUCUUUAGCAUUUACGUUGAGAUGGGGCGCCCGGUCGUCUACGGAUCGACCACCCACUCAACUCGAGCGGCGUUCGAGCGAGCGAUUGGUGAUUCGACAACCUCCGUCGGAAGUACCCCGACCCGUCACCACCCGUACGAGGUUUACAGCUCGGUUUCAGCUCAGAGCAACCUUACGGUGUGGCGGCUGUACAUCUUGUUCGAGCUGUACGGAGAGCGCGAUGUCUCUCGCGCCUGUGAGAUCUAUCACCGGGCAGUACGCGCCUGCCCAUGGUCAAAGGAGCUGUACAUGAUCGCGUUCGAGCACCUGCGCGCCGAUUUGACCGCGGCGCUUCCCCCAUGCCGGACCAACUUUAAGGUGGAGGCUAAACACCCGGGGUUCAGCGACUCUGAUCUUCGGGCACUGUACUCAGUGAUGUUGCAGCGUGGGUUCCGGAUUCACCAUCAUGUGGAGGAGUUCUGGGUGCACCAGAGGGCAGGGAGUGAGAUGUCGUAA